Messenger RNA from Spizellomyces punctatus DAOM BR117, 1011 nucleotides. RefSeq lists its product as uncharacterized. The transcript has a single exon. Lineage: Eukaryota; Fungi; Chytridiomycota; Chytridiomycetes; Spizellomycetales; Spizellomycetaceae. The coding region runs from base 1 to 1011 and encodes 336 amino acids. The record is from RefSeq and is a predicted model, not a curated record.
AUGGGCUUAAUGUUUGAAGCACCACCUAAUGGAAAUGAGAUUCCAGCACAGUCAUGUAAUGUAAAUUCUACUCCCCUAGAACCUGUAAUUCUAACAAGGGAGAUGGAAAUUAGACGAGAUGCAGUUGGAAAUGACCAUGUCAAUCAUGGGACUGGCGCUGCUGUUCCAUUGGAUGCGAUGACAAUGGCCGAUGCUUAUAUUCCACUGAUUCCAGGCAGUUUCCCUGGCUUGACUCCAGAGGUUCAUGUGGAAUCUCCUCAAAUCGAUGCCUCCAUGGAAACAAUGCCUCGUAGCACCGCACCAAUUCCACAUGAUACAGUACUCCUGAAUGACCGCCAUGAUCCGUCUGGUGUAGCAGAUGUUUUAGAGAGAAACUCCAUCAAUGAAAAAUUUGUCCCGGUACCUGUGAGAACACCAUUUCACUUCAAAGGUAAGGAAGCAACCAUAUUAGCAGGUUCCAAAAGGAAAGCAAAUGCACCCCCGCCAAUUCCUCGAUUGAAUAAAAAGAAGCAAAAAACAGGAGGAGCAGAGCAUGAUGUUGUAGAUGCGAUAACUCCACCAGCAACCCCAUCACCUGUUGUGAUUUUUGCUGGAGUUGCUCCUCAUGGAACUAAAAGAAGACAGUACAAACAACCAGAUGAUAAGCAGACCACGGUAAAAAGACAAAGAAUAGAUUCUUCUAUACCCGAACGAGAGGAAGUAGAGGAAAUUAGAUUAACAUCCCCUGAAGAAGUUGAAAAACAUAUACGAGCCAAAAAUAGGAGAAAAGUCAAUUUUGCACCAGCACCUCCGAAUGUUGCUGUCAAUCCUCCAAUGUUAGUUCCACUAACCGCAGACUUGGGAAGCGAAGUAUGUCCUCUCACUCAUCUAAGAGGACAACGUGAAGUGGAAUAUGUUGUCCCUGCACAAACACAAUCGACACUGCAUGUGGAACCUACGGUUCGAAGUAGAAGAAGAAAAGGUGCAGAGGAUGUCACACUUCCACCGAGGAAGAAACAGAGGAUAGCAUAA